Molecule: messenger RNA, 1212 nt
Organism: Anopheles stephensi (Asian malaria mosquito)
Lineage: Eukaryota; Metazoa; Arthropoda; Insecta; Diptera; Culicidae
Product: zinc finger protein 512B-like
Exons: 2
Coding region: 75-650 (191 amino acids)
Source: RefSeq, a predicted model, not a curated record
GGGAAAUCAUCAUUCGGUCUUCGGUCACCAGUUCACCAGAGUCUACCAGUUUUACGUGACAAAAGCAGCUGAAAAUGAAGGGAUUCGUAGUGUUUGCGAUGGCAAUUGCCCUGGUGGCCAGUGCUGCCGUCGAGAAGAAGGAAGCCGAGGCAGCCGCUGCCCCUGCCGAGGGUGAGAAGAAGCAGGAGAAGCGUGGCCUGUGGGAUCUUGGCUACGGUUACGAAUCGCACGGCUGGGACUCGCCCAAGCACGGUUGGGAAGAUUCCCACGUAACCACCAUCACCAAGAAGGUGCACGUGCCGUACCCGGUCGAGGUUGAGAAGCAUGUCCCGUACCCGGUGAAGGUGCCGUACCCGGUCACCGUCGAGAAGCACGUCCCGGUUGUGGUCGAGAAGAAGGUCCCGGUGUACGUCGAGAAGCAUGUCCCGGUCCACGUUGACCGUCCGGUCCCGUACCCAGUGAAGGUCCCCGUCAAGGUUGUGCAGAAGGAGUACGUCGAAGUGCCAAAGCCCUACCCAGUGCACGUGGAGAAGCACGUUCCGGUUGUGGUGAAGAAGCCAGUGUACGUCGAGAAGCAUGUCCCGGUCGUCGUCAAGUCGCACGGUUGGGAACCUCAUUCCCACUCGUACUCUGAGUUCCACUCGUGGUAAACAGGGAACCAGCAGAACCAUCGCUAUCCACCGGGUGAGAUGCUUUUGUCGGGCGCACGGGUUGAUCCUGGCCGCCGACAGAAACAUGCACCAACACAUCAUACACACAUGACACAGCAACACUCACACACCAGUACCGUUUGAUUGUGAUCCUCGGUUUGGCAACAACGUUCCUCGCUGUGAUGACUCUCCUGUACUCUGCAUCCACAUCUCCAUCUGACCCAUCUGCUCUAACCGAGCUCUUUCCAUCGCUGUGAUCUAACGAAAGCGAUCAGGAGUUUUUUUUCUACUACACAAUCCUCAAAAUCCAGCAUGAUACUUGAUCUCCACUGCUCUACAUCUUCCACUGUAUCUUCACCGGCACAACCAAAGCAAUCAGAGUAGACUUUCUGCCUGCCAGAGAAGUCAAACGGAACCGCGUAAUCCCCCAUUUUCAGCGUGUUGUCAACUGUACAUAAAUUAUUUUACCCUGUCUUACGCACUGGCUGUAAGCAGACAUGUAAAAAAACGCAGCAACAGAUGAGACAUGAAAAAAAUGUAAUAAAAAACUUAAAAAUAUUAA